AACUUGUAAAUACAAAUGUUUUGGCAGAAUGUUCUGGCUUAGUUGUUGCUGCAAAUAAACUUGGAGUUAAGAAUGAUAAAAAUAAUAUAUUUAUUCAUUAUCAAAAUCUGCAAGAUAAGCAGUGUCUCAUUUAG
Messenger RNA from Dentiscutata heterogama, 134 nucleotides. NCBI's taxonomy places the organism in Eukaryota, Fungi, Glomeromycota, Glomeromycetes, Diversisporales, Gigasporaceae. The record is from the annotation of a GenBank genome assembly.